Molecule: messenger RNA, 2020 nt
Organism: Selaginella moellendorffii
Lineage: Eukaryota; Viridiplantae; Streptophyta; Lycopodiopsida; Selaginellales; Selaginellaceae
Product: neurofilament medium polypeptide-like
Exons: 2
Coding region: 12-1967 (651 amino acids)
Source: RefSeq, a predicted model, not a curated record
UUUGCCCUAGAAUGGCAGCGGAAGCGAUCGAGGCGAUGGAGUCCACGAACGAGGGCGCCGCGGCAGCAUCAGUAGCAUUCCAGGUGAGGAGCAGCUGGCAAGCGAUCCAGGGGCAAAUCGACAGCGUCAUGGAUGUCAUCCUCGAUUCCGGUGAUCCAAGCACGGAGUCAUCCACCAGCAUUGUCGCUGCGGGAGAUCGAGAUCUGUCCCUGGCGCCGCCUCCAAUCAAUCCAGGGCCCUGCGAGAUCACAGUGGAAUUCCAGCAUAGGUUGUGCCAUGUCCACAGCAUUUGCGUCCUCAGCAGCUCGCGGCAGUGUGAGAUCUACUCCCAGGCUCAAUCCGCCGGAGACUUCGACUACAUAUGCACUGCUCGCGGCACGCUCCUCAAGGAAGGCUGCUCGUCCGGAGAAACUGGCCAGCUUUACGAGGCAGAGAUCGAGCUUGUGAAUGCUCAUCCGUGGGCGGCUGUGAAGAUCAGGGUGCUAUCGCUGGAAAAUCCAUCGCGAGCUAACGUGCGGAAGAUCACUGUCCGUGGGAGUGCUGGUGGUGCCCCGCCAACUUUAGCCGCUCGUGAGGAUGAACAGGGAAGCUUUAGCAGCAACAGCAGUAACUCCUCUUCGCUCCUCACGAUGCUCAUGCCAAGCGUCCUACAGAUCGUCCGUGGCAUGUCCGAUGGAAUGGAGACCCGGCGCGCAGCAGCGCGGGUACCACAGAAGAUCGAGGCUGGUCCUAGCAAAGAAGCAGAGCUGUCUCGACAACACGCUGAAACGAGCCUUCGGCUUCAAAGGCUGGAGAUGGUCAUUGGUCGUAUGGAAGCGUUCCUCCAGGGGGCGUUUUCCAAGCUGGAUAAUCGGAUGAGUAGCAUGGAGGCACAGAUUUCUACGCUUCAACAGCAGCCUCUGGAGUCGCGGGAUGUUCCAGCCUCAGAGAUGAGGCAGCCAUCUCCAUCAUCAGAUGCUAGGCCGGAUGUUCCAGUGGACGAAGCUGAGCACUCAAACACUGCCGAUCUUCGAGAGGACGAAGGCCUUGAUGGCGAUGGUGACGAUGAAGACGACGAGAACGAAGAAGAAGAAGAUCAAGAAGAAGACGACGAUAAUGAUCAAUCCUCUCUGAGUCUUGAUGGCUCCGGCGAAUCCUCCAGCGGCAGUUUAGAAACGGACUCUACCACUGCUCGACGAGGCUCGCUCUCGCUGGAGGACGCGUGGGCUUCGGCGCUGGCAGCGUUCUCGGUGGCAGUUGUUCCUGCCGCACCAGGCCCGGAGGAGAAGUUCGAGGAUGCGGUAGCUGAAGUUAAUGCAGAGAGGCCAGCCGACUCCAACGGGGACAUUGGUGAAGAAAAAGAGGAAAGGAAUGGAGAAUCGGAGCCAGGAGGAGGUGACGCGACAACGUCAGCUUGGUGGGGAGAAUUCAUCGAAGUACCAGCAGCACAAGAGCAGCAAAGCGAUCACCACAGUAGAGCAGAGGGAGUGGAGGUUUUGGUCGAGCAACAGGGAAAAGAGAAUGCACAAGAGGAGCAAAGUCAGCACCACAGUACAGCAGAGGGAGUGGAGGUUUUGAUCGAGCAACAGGGAAAAGAGAAUGCACAAGAGCAGCAAAGUCAGCACCAUAGUACAGCAGAGGGAGUGGAGGUUUUGAUCGAGCAACAGGGAAAAGAGAAAAGCGAUGGCAAUGAUCCGGCUCCUGUUGGCAUGACUGCGGCAGGAGAAUCAGCUGGAAGUCGCGAAGUGGAUUUGAUCGAUUUUGAGGAGCAGGAGCCGAGGAAGAGCAACUUCAGCUCCGGUGAUUGUCCCGGCGGAUUCUCCCCGGACUCGCUGCUCAUCGAUUGUAUAGACGGCGUUUACCUGAUGGAGCAGAAGAAGAUGGUUCCACAGAAAGGUGGCAGUGACGAGAGUGUGGAGGAUGGGUUUGAUCUCAUCGCGUCGCCGCGCAAAGUGGAUCCCGAGAUUUGCACGGAUCUAAUGUUUUAACCUUUAGCAAAGAUUGAUUUUUUUAUGGGAAAUAAAGAAAAUGAAAAGGCAAA